AACCCGAUUUACUGUUGACAUUUAAACAUAUUGUGUAUUUGACAAAAGCGUACAUGCGGAUUAUAGGACGUCCAAAGGACUUCCACCAUUAGUAUAAUGGAUGUACGACUGCCAUUUUCGGGCGUAAUUUACGACCGGACGUCCACUAACGGAAGCUCUGGUACAACUAUUGACAGUGGCUUCAAAAGUACCCUGUUGAACGGUACCAUCGGUGGACCAAAUCCAUUUGCAUUUCCACCAGUUCUUGAUGUUCCCCCGACCACCCUGCCCUUUGUGUUCCCCCCUGACUUUCAGGCCCAGGCACCACCGCCCGUGCCCGCCCCAGUGGAGUUUGUCUGCCCGACCCGUCCCAACCAGGGCACAGAGGGACGACCCAUCGCACUGAGGGCCAACCACUUCCAGGUCCGCAUACCCAAGGGGUUUAUCCACCACUAUGACAUUUCCAUCACACCUGAUAAGUGUCCCCGCCGUGUGAACAGGGAGAUUAUCGAAACCAUGGUGACAGCCUACCAACAGAAGAUUUUCCAAGGCUCAAAACCUGUGUUUGACGGGCGCAAGAACCUGUACAGUCGUGAUCCGCUACCCAUUGGAAAGGAAAAGAUUGAGUUGCAAGUAACGCUACCAGGCGAGGGGAAAGACCGCGAGUUCACCAUUGUGGUGAAGUGGCUGGCCCAGGUGUCCCUGUACGCGCUAGAGGAGGCGCUGGAGGGCCGGGGUCGCGCGAUCCCCUUCGAGUCUGUACAGGCCCUGGAUGUCAUUAUGAGACAUCUGCCUAGUCUGACCUAUACGCCUGUGGGUCGCUCAUUCUUCUCCCAGCCCGAGGGUUAUGACCACCCCCUAGGCGGGGGCAGGGAGGUGUGGUUUGGCUUCCACCAGAGUGUGCGCCCCUCCCUGUGGAAGAUGAUGCUCAACAUCGAUGUUUCGGCGACGGCGUUCUACAAACAGCAGCCGGUGAUUGAGUUCAUGUGUGAGGUGCUGGACAUGAAGGACACGUCAGAACAGAAGAGGCCCCUUACUGACUCACAGAGAGUCAAAUUCACAAAAGAGAUCAAAGGUUUAAAAGUGGAGAUAACUCACUGUGGUACAAUGAAGCGAAAGUACCGAGUGUGUAACGUCACGCGGCGACCUGCACAGACCCAGUCGUUCCCUCUACAGCUGGAGUCCGGUCAGACGGUGGAGUGCACGGUGGCGCGCUACUUCCUGGAGCGCUACAAGAUGAAGCUGCAACACCCACACCUGCCCUGUCUGCAGGUUGGACAGGAGCAGAAACACACCUAUCUGCCACUGGAGGUGUGCAAUGUGGUUGGAGGUCAGCGCUGCAUCAAGAAGCUGACAGACAACCAGACCUCCACCAUGAUCAAGGCUACGGCCCGAUCAGCUCCGGACAGAGAAAAAGAGAUCAACAACUUGGUCCGCAAAGCGAACUUUAACUCGGACCCGUAUUUGCAAACGUUCGGCAUCAGCAUUGUGCCGCAGAUGGUUGACGUUCACGGCCGCGUCCUAAACCCCCCCAAGAUCCAGUACGGUGGGAGGGUAGGUGACAGCAGUCUGUCAAGUAAAGCCCAGGUGGUGCCCUCUGACGGUGUUUGGGACAUGCGGGGCAAACAGUUUUACAGCGGGAUCGAGAUCCGCGUGUGGGCGAUUGCGUGUUUCGCCCCGCAGCGUACGGUACGAGAGGACGCCCUCAGGAACUUCACCCAACAGCUCCAGCGUAUCUCCAAUGAUGCGGGCAUGCCCAUCCUGGGCCAGCCGUGCUUCUGCAAGUACGCGACGGGGCCAGACCAGGUGGAGCCCAUGUUCAGGUACCUGAAGAACACGUACCAGGGCCUGCAGGUUAUUGUGGUGGUGCUGCCAGGAAAGACACCAGUCUAUGCUGAAGUGAAGCGUGUGGGUGACAUAAUGUUUGGACUGGCCACCCAGUGUGUGCAGGCCAAGAAUGUGAACAAGACCACACCCCAGACACUCUCCAACCUCUGCCUAAAAAUCAACGUGAAACUCGGUGGAAUCAACAACAUCCUCUUACCCAGUAUACGACCCACGGUGUUUAGGGAGCCCGUGAUAUUCCUGGGCGCAGACGUCACACACCCGCCUGCAGGUGACGCCAGUAAGCCCUCAAUAGCAGCAGUUGUAGCAAGCAUGGAUGCCCAUCCGAGUCGCUACUCAGCCACAGUGCGGGUGCAACAGCAUCGGCAGGAGAUCAUCCAGGAGCUCUCGUCCAUGGUCAAGGAGCUGCUCAUUCAGUUCUACAAGUCCACGCGCUUCAAGCCCACACGCAUCAUCUUCUACCGAGACGGUGUGUCCGAGGGCCAGUUCAAUUCUGUCCUCUCUCAUGAGUUGCGUGCAGUGCGCGAGGCCUGCAUGAAGCUGGAAGGUGACUACCAGCCUGGCAUCACGUUCAUUGUGGUUCAGAAGCGCCACCACACGCGCCUGUUCUGCGCCGACCGCAAGGACCAGAUCGGCCGCAGUGGGAACAUCCCUGCAGGCACCACCGUGGACGUGGGCAUCACCCACCCUACUGAGUUUGACUUCUACCUGUGUAGCCAUGCUGGAAUUCAGGGUACCAGCAGACCAUCUCACUACCAUGUGCUGUGGGAUGACAAUCGGUUCUCUGCGGACGAGCUGCAGAUGUUGACGUACCAGCUGUGUCACACCUACGUGCGGUGUACUCGCAGCGUGUCCAUCCCAGCCCCCGCCUACUACGCCCAUCUGGUGGCCUUCCGCGCACGAUACCACCUUGUGGAAAAGGAACAUGACAGCGGAGAAGGCAGCCGUUACUCGGACAACAGUGAUGAUAGGGCGCCCUCUGUAAUGGCCCGCGCCGUCACAGUCCACCCUGAUACUGUCAGAUUCAUGUACUUUGCAUGAGCCAUAUUCUGUGCAAUAGACUUCUACUGUGAAUGCCUCCUUAUAGUUCUACGGAACGCCAAAUGAUCGACUUCAGAUGCCUUUUAAGUCUUGGAAUGAUGGAUUUUUUCAACACUUCUCAGUUCUCAUAACUUGGAAUGAUGUAUCCUAUUGAAUUCCUAUGUGUAGGCGCUGUUAAGGCCCUGGAACUUGAAAUGAUGGACUAGAUAGAUUGUUUUUUCACCUAUCAUUUGUCUUCAACCUUUUCAGGCUCAUAUUGGAGCAAUCAUAUUCUAAUAUCAUAUAAAUAUGAAGAUUUUAGUGGUCUUUUUUUUUGCUCACCUGGUUGUGCUCAUGGUGAGCUUUUGUGAUCGCCUUUUGUCCGUCGUGCGUCGUCAACAUUUUGCCUUGUAAACACUCUAGAGGCCACAUUUAUUGCCUGAUUUUCAUGAAACUUGGUCAGAACAUUUGUCCCAUUGAUACCUCGACUGAGUUCCAAACUGGGUCAUGCUGGGUCAAAAACUAGAUCACUAGGUCAAAAAAAAGGAAAACCUUGUGAACACUGUAGAAGUCAUAUUUGAUGCCCAAUCUUCAUGUAAUUUUGUCAAAAUGUUUGUCUUAAUGAUAUGUUGGUUGAGUUCAAAAGUGAUUCUGGUCCGUUGAAAAACAUGGCCGCCAGGGGGCGGGGCAGUAUUCCUUAUAUGGCUUUAGAGAAACCUUGUGAACACUCUAGAAGUCACAAUUUUUGCCCAAUCAUCAUGAAACUUGGUCAAAACACUGGUUUCAUUGAUAUCUCGGACGAGUUCGAAAAUGGUCCAGAUCGGUGAAAAAACAUGGCUGCCAGGGGGCGGGGCAGUUUUCUCUCUCUAUAUAUAGUGAAAACAUGUGAACCCUCUAGAAGUCACAUUUUUGGUCCAAUGUUCAUGAAAUUGGGUCAGAACAUGUGUUUUCUAGAUAUGACGGUUGAGUUUGAAAAUGGUUUGGAGCGAUAAAAAAGCAUGGCCGCUGGGGGGGGGGUCAUUAUCCUUAUAUUUAUAUAGUAAAGCAGCUUGUGAACACUCUAGUUUAGCAUGUCAAGGGAAUUAACUGCAAAAUGGCUAUUGAAAAAUUAUGUUGAAUUGACAGAGUUGUCUCCCUUUUUAAAAUAUUUUUUUUUAAGCACAAGAAGAUUAAGUGGAAUUUAUUAUAAAUGAUAGUUUUACAUUCUGGAAGAUAGCAAACUUUUGAAUAUGUUUUUUAUUGUGUGAUGAUUCUGUACAAUAUGGCAUUCUUUUGUCAAACGAUUAAAGCCAGACUGUACGAUUUUUAUAUGUGUUAAAUUGUAAUAUAUUGAUAAAUACAUGUUACAAUAACACAAAAUAGGCAAGACAUUGAAGACGAAUUUCGUAAAAUGCAGCAAAGACAAAUUAGCGCACCGUGACGAUGGUGACGAAGAUAUUUCGUACAUAUUAUCUUACAAUAACCGAAGAAUUUGUCUUUUUAUUAGGAUCGGAGUUAGUGUUUGUGUGUCGUAUGAAUAGACAUCAUUGCAGAAAUUUAAAAACAACCAUUAAACUAAAUUAAGAUUGACAUCGUACAUGCAUGAUAUACAUUCUGGCAAAUUCGACUUUACAGACAUUUUCGAUUUCAGAAUUAAGUAUCUGGCUUAUUUCGCAUUUUUCGACACAUGUUCUUCUCAACUUUUAUUUUAAAUUUAAUAUUGAAAUGUAUGACCUUGUUAACACUCUAGAGGUCACAUAUAUUUUCUGAUCAUCAUGAAACUUGGUCUGAAGAUUUGUCCCAUUGAUAUCUUGGAUGAGUUCGAAAAUGGUUUUUGUUGCUUUAAAAACAUGGCCACCAGGGGCGGGGCAUUUUUCCUUAUAUGGCUAUAUAUGGCUUUAGUAAAACCUUGUUAACACUCUAGAGGCCACAUUUAUUGUCCAAUCUUCAUGAAAUUUGGUCAGAAGAUUGGUCUCAAUGAUAUCUUGGAUGAGUUAGAAAAUAAUUAUGUUUGCUUGAAAAAAAUGGCUUCCAAGGGGCGAGGCAUUUUUCCUUAUAUGGCUAUAGUAAAAUCUUGUUAACACUCUAAAGGCCGCAUUUAAUGUCCGAUCUUCAUGAAACUUGGUCAGAAGAUUCAUCCCGAUAAUAUCUUGGAUGAGUUCAAAAAUGAUGCCGGUUGGUUGAAAAACAUGGCUGCCAGGGGCGAGGCAUUUUUCCUUAUAUGGCUAUAGUAAAACCUUGUUAACACUCUAGAGGCCACAUUUAUUUUCCGAUCUUCGUGAAACUGGGUCAGAAGAUUUGUCCCAAUAAUAUCUUGUUAUCUCAGGUGAGCGACUUUGGGCUUUUCAGGCAUCUUGUUUUUUAACAUUUUCGGAACCUAUUGGGGGUUAAUCAUGAAUUCCAAGGAAUAGGCUACAGGCUUUACAGAAAGUAAAUCCAUGAACAUUUUGAUGUAUGUUUUGAGGCAAAAUUAAGGCAAUAGGGUUUUCAGGGAAAUCACAAAUUAUGACAAAUAACAAAUGUGAAGAAAACAACACAUUCCUAUGAAAUUCUGGAUAAUUAAUAAUUUCUCUGAUCUUAUCUAUUUUUUUAAGGAUUAUUAUAAAAUCGGUGUGAAAUGUACAUAACAAUGAACCUUUUUAUGUUAAAGAGUUUAAUUAUUUACUUUAAAUUUUGUUUGACUCUACUACUGUUGGACAUUUUAUACAGUGAUCUAUUAACUAACUCAGAUUCCACUGGAUCUUAAAUUAACUGCAAUUAUAUUUUCAGAAAAACAUGUUGUUAUACUAUAUACUUGAAUAUCCAUUGACUAUUUCAUGUAAAACAUGCUUCUAUUGCAAUAAUCAAACAUGGUUUGCAAUAUUUAUGAGUAUCCGGUGGGGUAUAUAUCUGAGAAUGCUGUAGGAAAUGACCGUAUUAUUGUGUGUUGGUGUAUAAUUUUGUCCGUGUGGAUUUGCAAUACAGGUGGAAAUACCUACAUAAAAGCAAGCGGAGUUGAAUUACAUAUCAAUGUACCACUAAAGGUGUUUUUAACUUUUUACAACAUUAAGUUUAAGUUUUAAAUUAUGUAUGGUGCAUCAUAAAUUUUAAGUUUGUAACUUAUAUUAGCUGCAUCAAAGACUUUUCAGUUUGUUAUUUAUAUUUGCUGCAACAAUAUUAACAAAUGUUUAAAUGGUUUUUCUUCUUCAAUCUGUUUAUUAGAAUUAAAUUUUAUUUUGUUCAUUUUUAGCUCUGCGUUUUCGGAGAAAACCCGAGGUAUUGUCAUAGCCAGCUCAUCGUCCCCGUCGUGCUAAAACCUUAACAUUAGCUCUAAAAUCAAAGUGCUUCCACCUACAACUUUGAAACUUCAUAUGUAGAUGCACCUUGAUGAGUUCUACAUGCCACACCCAUUUUGGGGUCACUAGGUCAAAGGUCAAGGUCACUGACCUCUAAAAAAAAGAAAUUUUCACAAGCUUUCAUUUAUUCAAAACUGCACCCUUAGCCGAGCGUGGCACCCGCUAUGCGGUGCUCUUGUACCUUUGAAUAGUUGAAGCUACAUCUUUUGACCAGAAAUCAUGCAUAACAACUAGUUGCAUUAAAACUUGCCAUAAAGUCCAUUAAUUUAUCAUUAAAUGAUAUUUCUUUAGCCAUUUACAAUGUAUAUGCUUCUUUAGUAAAGAAACAUUUGCUAAUUUUGUAUUUGUUCCCAAACUAUUCCGAAUCAUAGCUAUAAUUGUUCAAGUCAUAGAAUGUGCAGUAUUUGCCUUCAUGUAGGCAGCUACUUGUUUUGAACCGUGUGAAUGUUUUAUAUGUGAUACAAAGUCUAAGUGAUAUAUGAGGUUGUGUGAUAGUGUGUGUUUUUGUGCACAUAAUUGUUUUAGAUGAAAUGAGCCGCGUUCUGAGAAAACUGGGCAUAAUGCAUGUGCGUAAAGUGUCGUCCCAGAUUAGCCUGUGCAGUCCGCACAGGCUAAUCAGGGACAACACUUUCCGUUUUAAUGGUAUAUUUCGUUUUAAGGAAGUCCCUUUUUACUGAAAAUCUAUUUUAAGAGGAAAGUGUCGUCCCUGAUAAGCCUGUGCAGACUGCACAGGCUAAUCUGGGACGACACUUUACGCACAUGCAUUUUGCCUAGUUUUCUCAGAACAAGACACAAAUGUUUAACGUUCUCCCUUAUCUCUUUAUGACUGAUGGAAUUUUAGUUAUGCAAUAACAACAAAAGAAUUGUUAUUUUUACUAAGUUUAUGAAUGUCUAUAACACUAAAAAUGUAUUGGUUUUGGGACAUUCUUUUUUAGGUGUUUUAUUUACGAACUUUUGACAUAUAUAAUGGUGACUCAAUCAAAAUCGAUGGCAUUUGUAUGCAGUUAAUAUAAUUUAAAAAAUAUGCCUAUAUAAUGUACCAGUAGUCAAACUUAGGGGAUGUAAUAUUCUUACUUUGUUGCUAAGAUACUGUAUUUGUUUACAUUCAAAGUGACUGGUGAAAUAAUGUUUAAUUAAAGGAACAUAUUUCACAGCUAGUUGCUGAAACAAAUUUCUAUACAGUCAGGAAAGUUUGCAAUCUAUAAAAAUUGUUCAGCUGUUUUGAUUGAAUUUGAGAAUGAUGCUUUUUUGUGUUAAGAAAAAAUUACUAUGGUUUCUUUUAGGAAGUAUAUUUAUCUCCAUUAAUAAAUUUAAAAAAACACCGUCUAAAAUUGAGAUUUGAUCAGUUAUCUUUCAAACAAAUAACAUAUACUAGUAAACACUUCAAUAGAAUAUUCAUUCAACAUGUAGAUUUGCAUUCAAACUGAGGUUAAAACUAUGUAAAACGAUCCCUGUGAUUAAUAAACAGUCACAAUACUGUAGACCUAGGGGCAUGAAUUCUCUUCCUUUUGCUGAUUUCCAACUCCUGAAUGCCAAGAUUGCUUACAUACAGCUCUUAAACUCACUGUGCAUAUUUUAAACUGGAGAGAUUUGGUGAAGCAAUUGAGGGGAGGCAGGGUAGAUUUUAUUGUCCUUCUCCUGAGGUGUAUGAAAAAUAGUGUCCCCUUACCCCAAGCUAAAACUGUAUGAAUCUGUGUCUUUAAUAAAUACACUCUAACACAACUGUAUGCAUGUGGGAUAAAAAUGUCCUUUAAUAAAUACACCGUAACACCACUGUAUACAUGUGUGAUAAAAUUCGCUUUAAUAAGUACACCGUAACACUUCUGUAAACAUCUGUGAUAAACUUCCAUAACAUAAUAAAUACACGGUAACACCACUGUAUACAUGUGUGCUAUCUAUCUUUCUGACACAAUCCCAACAUUUUAGUAGCGAAGGUGGAAGUAGCCGCAAUUCAUCAGACCAGGGUGAGGACCGCACUGUGGCCAACACAAUUGCUCGCACUGUCACCCUGCAUCCAGACACGAUGAAAGUCAUGUACUUUGCUUAAAUUGGGGGUCGUCUUGCGUCGGGUCGUUGCAGUUGGUUAAUUACAAAAGAAAAAUUACAUUGAACAGAAACAAAUUUGUUGAAUUUAGACUAAAUUCAAUGUGAAGCAUAUUUUGUAUUCAUCAAAUUUCUUAUUUAUUUAUUUUAAGUAAUGUUUUAUGCUUAAAUUGUUGGAUAUUUACAGGGUUAGAGUUGCACAAGUUCUAAAUAGUUAGACUCUUAUAAUUUUUACUAAGCAUUUCUUGGAAAGAGAUGUUAUUCCUCAAAGAAAAAUAUUACCAACAGUAAAAGUUUAUGUAAUUUUUUUGUAAUACUGGCUGGCACAUUACAUGUAUAGGCUUUUGUUCCUGAGGUAACAAAAACUGAAUGUGAUUUGUGAAUAUUGAAUUAACAGAAAAGGCGGAAAGCUUGAAAACUUAUUCACAUUUUUUCAAAACAUGUUUUAGAUAUCCAUGCUUUGAAUAAGCUGUUUGUCUCUCGUCAAUUUCAUUUAAACAUCAUUUGUCAAUUGUUUUAUCAGUCAUUGUGUUUUGAAAUAUGUCUGCGUUGUAUUCAUGGCUAGAAGAAAGUGUAUGAUAGUCAUUUGCAAUAGACUUGUUGAUUGUAUUCAUACUGAUUGUGUGAACGUUUGUGUGUAUAUAUGUGAAUUGAAUAGACGUAUAUUGUUUUAAAUUUACGACAAAGGCGGGAAUUUAGGUAUUAUAUACAUACUUUGUUGUUCUUUGUUUUAUUUAUUUAUAUUGUAUGUACAUAAGAUAUCAGAGUAAUUUCGUUGGUUCAUCAAUGUAAAUAAUGACCGAUCGAAAUAUUUGUUUCACGUUGUUAUGUUGGUCAUUUUAAUAAUGAGAGUAAAGUAAACAGAAUUUACUCAUUCAAUCAUGGUUUAAAUCUCAUUACAAGUACACCUUUUAAAUGUACGUUUGUAUAGGUAUCUUAUGAAUAAGAAAUAUUAUAUAUUAUAUUCAAAGAAAAAGCUUUAAAUGAAGUACAACGAAUUUUUUUGAUCAAAUGAAAAGAUCAAAUUUAAUGAAUUUUGAUCAAAUCCCUCAACAAAUUUGGCUGUAGAUCAAAAUCAUCAGGUUGCACAUUUCAUAAUUAUGGCUUUUUAAUGGUCAUACAUUUCAUAGCACAAUAUUAUGCUUGAAGUUGUUUCAUAGGUCAGAUUUAUUUUUUGUGUCAGAUAUCAAAAUCAUUACAGUAGUUUGAUUCUUAUGUUACCGACUGGUCGAUUGUUUUUAAGGCUGUCAGUGGAGAUAUUAUGUACCUGGGUAUUAGGAUUUCUAAAAAAAAAAAGAAAUACUUGGUUUGGGCGCUAUUGCUGAAUUGGUGUCACAGGUUACAAUAUUCAUUCAAUUAAUUCUAUCUUUGUGUUGUAUUUUGAAAACCAUUUUACUAAACCAUGAAAAGCAUGAUUUAUGAAGUUAACCCACUUGCUGUUAGAAACCGUGCUAGAUUAUCUGAAAGAAACCAUCAGAAAUAUGUAAGAAAAAUACUUCAAUUUGAUAAAAACCAAAAUCAAUUAAAGCUUCUAGUUAUGUUGCUGUUCACCAUUAUGAUCAAUAUUAUUUCAUUUUGUGGACUUGUUAUUGCUUAAGUUUUCCAUAGUUGAACGCCAAUAUGCAUUUAUUUCUUCAUCGAUAAAUCUCCAUUCCAUGUUAAGAGCCUUGGAUCUGUAAAUUUUAAUGAAGAUCUUGAAUUUCAUUUAUUAGCUAGAAAUUGAGAAUAGGUUCCUGAAAUUGUGAACAAUUGUGUUUUGAACAUGUAGCUGUAUUUUCCAGAUAGAACAGAAUGUGUAGUCUAAAAAAUAAAUUCAUUUAAGAGAUGCAUAUUUUCUAAACAAUAAUCUUUCAACUAAUUGAUAUGUUAUAUUGUUUUCCUAUCCAAAAAAUGUGAACUUUUCCAUUUAUUUUAAUUUGUAAGGCAAUGCCAUUUUUAUUUGCAUUCCUGGUCACCAUGAUAUAACUGUGGUACUGAUGAAAACAGCAUAACCCCCAAUCAACAAUUAUCAGGUACAGGUUUCACACUCAACUUAUCUGAUGAUUAAUGUAUUGUGCUUAUUUGUAUUACAUGUUAUGUUUUAUGUCAACUUUGCAUCAUGCAUUUCCUUUGAUCUUAUUGGAAUUUUGUUUUCUUCAUUCGUUUGUUACAAAAUGCCUUUUUGUUACAAAAUGCCUUUUGUCUUCUUUGAUUUAGAGACUUUAACAACAAUAUACAUUAUCUAUUUAUAUUUGCUUUGAGCAAAGGGGAUUGAGCUGGAACCUAUUUUUGCGGACAAUUGUUUUUAAUGAACCAUGUUUUAAAAUUUGAUAUGCUGUCUGUCCUUGAUAUUUUGUAAAUAAAUAUGUACAUACUGUG
This is a messenger RNA of Dreissena polymorpha, 10559 nucleotides long. Its product is annotated as protein argonaute-2-like. Lineage: Eukaryota; Metazoa; Mollusca; Bivalvia; Myida; Dreissenidae. The coding region runs from base 97 to 2865 and encodes 922 amino acids. The record is from RefSeq and is a predicted model, not a curated record. The transcript has 21 exons. Gene Ontology annotation, molecular function: RNA binding; protein binding.